AGAUCUUUUGAGAAAGGCCGUGAUAUCAUCCACCUCCUCUGGCACCUUGAUCCAGUGACCUUCCAACUCUGCACCCAAGUACUCCUUCCACUCAACCCGAAACCCUACUUUGGAGAGCACAUCUCUAACCUCACGUCCGAGCUGAACAUCAACCAUAGCAUCGUCGGUCCCGUGGCGUGGAAAGAUAGGUGUUGACAAGAGAGAGCGGCUUGGUGCCGUGAUCCAUGCCGAUGUCAUGCUCUCCACAAAAGCAUCCGAAUCAGACCUGUCGUCCUGUGAAGCAUUUCCUCUCCCAGCAAGAAUCUUUUCGAUAUUCUUGGCGAACGGAAGCCAUGUGUUAGUCGCUACCAACCCUCCUAGUCUUCUGUCAAGCCUUGUUUGGCAUAACAAUGUCCACAUGGCGAUGGCUCCCCUUGGCUGAUUUCCCCUCAACACCAGCUUGUUGGAGCGACCUUUCAACAACUCGAGUCUUUCAUCCAUGACAGAUUUGAUGUAUGAUGUGGACUCUCGAAUACCGUCAACCUGCAGAUCCUGCCUCAAUGUUGUCUUUCUCCGGCUUCUCCUCUUUUCCCUCUCCGGUUCACAUCACCUUGAACAGCCAUCAUCACCACCACCAGCUGUUGCGCCCCUCGGCAACAUGCUAUUCCGAAGUUACAGGCCAUCAAGAAUAUUGACAUAAUCUCGUUGUCAACUUAGUAGGUCAUUCUGUCGAUUGGUUCAUUGCCUGAGUAUAACAACAAAUUGCUCCAUCUAGAUCAUGGCUACCCUUCUAUUCACCCUGAAGCGUGUGUGCGCCCGGUCAACAUGACCCUCGACGCUUUCAGCUUUUUUGCACACACGCCCCCGCCAAUCCGAGUCGCCAGUUCGGCAACAUGAAUGUCAGCUGAUCAGCAUACUCUGUGCCGAGGCGUCGUCGCUCUUCCCAGAGAAUUGGCCCCGUCAUAUUGCCCUGUUAACAUCAAACAUCUUGGAAACAUGUCAGCCCUGAAGGCGGCUCCUGUCACCGCCCCAUCUUCGACUUCAAUACGAUUCCACACGUGUCUUGGGCAGGACUCUAAAAGGCCCCGAUUGCGAUAGGCACAUCGUUUCUUCAGCCAACGACAGGCUAGCAGUUAGUCCUGGGCAUGACAGUUAAACUGCUUCAGUCCGCUCUAGGUGUUGGCGUACCCUAGAGUGUGUCCAUAUUGGACCCGUUGACACGGUGACUUCUUGCGUUGCUCUAGGCAUGACUUUGAAACUGCCAUUUGCGUGUUCCUCCGUCAGCUCGACUGCUUUCAACAUCGACUGCUUUCGACUGAUGUUGGGAAGUAAGUCCUGGGCAUGACCUUUUAAAAGGCCCCAUCGGCGUGGCCCCCGCAGAGAUUGCUCUUCACGUUCUGUAGGGAUUGGUAUUCAUCCCGCCGGCAGUCUUGCCUUGGGCCGUUGCGUCACAGGGUACAUCGAGGUUAUAUUUCACGGCAUUCAAAUCGAUGUUAAGCCCGCCAGCAAUUUCAACAGAGCAUAUGCGUUGGCUGUGAGGACGGUUAUCGAGAGGGUAUAUUAUUGCAACGACUGCGCGUGCUCAGGCAUGCGUGUUCGGGAGUAACUAGGUUGAUAACUGACGUCGCGUCUGUACUGAAGAUCACCUACUUCACUCCAGCACCCUUUUGAGACUGGAAUCUUUUCUGAAGGAGACAAGCGCGAUGGUAAGGGCAAUGCGCCGGUGUCUUUUCCCGCCACAGGCCAAGUUCAAGGCGGGGGAACAACUCGUGCAGAAGCUACUUUGCUCCGGAGCCAGCAUCUCGGACUCGGGCCAGGAAGAUUCACUUGGAUAUGUUCGUUCCCGCUCUGGUUCGACUAUCCCACACUCUCUCUAGGGCAAGGGCCAAGAGGUGGCUUGGGUUGGGCUGGUCGCGUCUCCCAGCGGGCAACGCGCUACAUGUCGUUCUUAUCCGCAAAGCCCGUGCCCUUCUCGCACUUCGCGCCGUCUCACACACCAUAUGCAUACCGGCAACCGGGAGUUUCGGGUUGUGGAUUUAUGUUCAAGGUUCUUAUAGAACACUCUUAAUAACAAACUCGCCAUUUCUCCCAUUUUAGCUCCUUUGUGCAUUGCUCAUGAUCUGUAGACAAUUUGUGACUGGUCCUAAAGAAAGUGAAGGAUCCUGCUGUUGACGGUGUACAGUCUGGCAAGUUAUCAAGUUGACAAUCAUCCACGCCCAAACAUCUCAACAAUGCCAUCGUCCGCCACCGUCACACUCUUUCAAACACUCGACGUCGAGUCUCUCGACUCUGGCAAUCAACUUCCGGGAGAUGCUGUGGCCAAAGUAAAGUCCCAGCCUGAUUUCCAGCAAGGUUUCUUUGGCCAAAAGCUCGAGGAUCCAAAGACCUGGGUGCUGGCAACUGAAUGGUCAUCCGCCUCUGCAGCAAAGCAGUGCAUCACCGACAUCAAGGAUCAUGUCAGGGCUCAAGAGACAUUUGUUUAUCAGUUUGACACGGCUGUGUUGAAGGCGCCAUGCACUGAGGUGUUUACUGCUUUUGAGACGGAGGAGGGGUUUGAGGAGCAGGUUGGGCGGUUUGUCAGUGCUGUUGAGGGGGAUAAGCUGGAGGGGUAUAAGGGUGCGGAUUAUGGGGCGGAGGUGAAGGUUGAUGGGGGUGGGACUGGGGAGAAGAGUGUGAGGAUGGUUAUUGGGUGGGUCAGUAAGGAGGCGCAUGUUGAGGCUAAAGGAAAGCCGGGAGCUAUUCAGGAGAAUAUUGGGGAGUUGAGAGCGAAGAGGAAAGGGGUGGAUUUGUUCCAUGUUAACUUCAAGGAGCUGUGA
Messenger RNA from Podospora pseudopauciseta, 2795 nucleotides. RefSeq lists its product as uncharacterized. Lineage: Eukaryota; Fungi; Ascomycota; Sordariomycetes; Sordariales; Podosporaceae. Bases 2211 to 2795 code for a protein of 194 amino acids. The record is from RefSeq and is a predicted model, not a curated record. The transcript has 4 exons.